This is a messenger RNA of Botrytis byssoidea, 3027 nucleotides long. RefSeq lists its product as uncharacterized. The coding region runs from base 783 to 2258 and encodes 491 amino acids. The record is from RefSeq and is a predicted model, not a curated record. Lineage: Eukaryota; Fungi; Ascomycota; Leotiomycetes; Helotiales; Sclerotiniaceae. The transcript is spliced from 4 exons.
CAAAAAAAAGAUGAGAGAUGGGUAGUACCACCUUACUCAUUUGCUUCUACCCGUGUAAUUUCUGCUUGCAAUCUUCUGUCUUCUAUAUCGUUUUCAAUUUUCUCUAUCUCUUUCUGUAUGUUCGAAAGUAUCUUUUCUGUAUUUUUGAUAUUCCUCUCGUGGCUGAAAAAUCCAGCAAAUGUCGAAUCAUUUAUAUUAAAUCUCACUCAGCCUUGUGUUGAGACCGCAGUUCUUGCCCCCAUCAAUCUAGACAAUAUAUCCACGGGAAGAACCACACACUUUCUACUUUUGUUUAGUUCGCGCGAAUAAAAAAACGCAUCUUUGAUGCACACUACCAGCGGGCGUCUAUUUUGGUCCCAAUAUCUGUAAGGUUAGACCCCACCAUUCAUCCAGUUAUAUUCUUUUCCUUCAGUGCGAGGCCAAUAUUUGGCCACUAGGUGUCCGAUAUCCUGGUCUUGCAUCUGAUCUACAAGUCAUAUCAUUGCUCUCCAUCUCCCGCUUUCUUCAAACAGUCGUGCGAAGCUUGGAAUUUUAUUCCAAUUUCUUGCUUUUGUCAUUGUUGCGCGCGCUACACAAAACCCUACGGCAUCCCCUCAUCUUCAAGAACUGUUUUGUCUUUUUUCUCCCUUGGUAGCUGGUCUCUAAUUGUACAACCUUUUCUUCCUUUAACCGAUUUACUUGCUUGCACUUCCAUUGAUAGUGCUUUUGGUCAAGUCUCUUUUGGCCUCACGAUAUACUCGAGUAACUUGCGUCAAUUUGUUCUUCCUUUUCAAUUCAUCACAAUGUCAUCACCACCAACAAACAAGAGGCGUCCACCUCCCCUCACACAGUCACGAUCCUCUAGCGAUUCAUCUACAGCUUCAUCAGCUUCAUCACUCAAAGUUCCUCGGACACCCAGAUUCGCCGAAGCGACGGCUGUAUACUCUCCUAUAGAUGAUAAGAGAUCACCAUUUGCAGACCCUCCAAGCACAUCAGAUUCCCACGCCCCGAAAUCACAAGCAUACAUGGCUCAACCCCAACCCUCCGAUAUUGGCUUCGGCUACAUAUCGGAAAAUCAAAGACAAUCUCAAGGUGUUCCGGUCGAGAUGCCACUUACACCAUCAUCACCAUUGAAAAGCGCAUUAAGAGUACCCGGUACGCCGGGAAGAAUGAUGAACCCACUAAGUCCGACAUUCCGAGAAGAACAGGUUCUAGAAAAGCAUGAGGAAAUGACUGAGAAGGAACAAGUCAAGGACUUGAAAGUCAAGACCAGAGUCAGAAUAGCAAAGCUACUACUAAGAUUUGUAAAUUUCAGCUGUAGUCUAAUCGUUCUCGCCAUGAUCUCAACUUCCGUCACCAUCUUCAACGCAACCAAAACAUUACCAGCCCGAAGCAAUCUUCCGCCCUGGGCAGAGGGCACAAAGACUUGGCCUCAGAUAGUCGUUCUUUCAGUAUCCUGUGUAUCACUUGCACUUUGUCUCGUCGUCUUUUACAAUUAUUGGAGAGGAGGUCACAAGCGAGCAGAGAAGGUUGCGGUUUAUUAUACGCUCUUUGCAGUCGCCUACUUCAUCUUCAGUACAGUUAUGUGGGCAGUAGCAGCUGGUAUCUUGCAAGGUGCAAGAAACUCCGGAAAUAAUAAAGAUAUCUGGGGCUGGUCAUGUGUCGACAAUAAAAGACGAGAAAUCUUUCAAGAAGAAGUGGACUAUGCCUUAGUCUGCCGAUUGCAAUCCUGGGGUCUCGUAUGUUGCAUCAUCGAAGUCGUCCUCGAAUCCAUCACCAUCGCCAUCUACGGCGUCGUCUUCUACCGCUACUAUUCCAAACAGCGACUUCGCAAGUCCAUGGCCGUUCGCGAUCGCGCUCGUUCAGAUCUGUACCUCGCUCAACUCCGUUCCCAAUCUGCACCCAACACGCCUGGUUUUGGCCCCUUGAGCCCCUCCUACUCUCAAUAUGCCAAAUCGCCGAAAUUCCCACCGAGCGCGUACCAGAAUGGUCCAGAUGCCGAGGAGGGUAAUGGAACGAGAUUUGUAGAGGCAAAAACGUAUGGUGGAAUGAGUGCAGCGAAGCCAUUUACCCUACAAGCACCUCCGAUUAAAGUACAAAGCGCCACGCCGAAGAUGGAUCAGGGCGGAUUCGAAGCUCAGACUCCGCCGCCACCACCUCAGCAGCAACGACAACAGAGAGUUGUGGAACAUGUGGAUGCAGCGCCUGGCGAACAAACUUACGCUAGUGUACCGAUACCCGGUGCAUAUGCUAGUCCGCUUCCAGGUUCGGGGAGAUAGAAUUGUUGGGGAAUAAGAAGGUGUGAAUGUAGAUAAUUUACUUGGUUCUGUGGUGUGAGGGGGUGGGUGGAUAGUUUUUGGAAUUCUUGGGCUGGGACUUGGAUUUGAUUUUGAGUUCUCGUGUGUGAUUGGUGUCUAGGACAUACUCACCACACACCCAUACUUUAUAUUGUCAUUUAUUUUCUUUUUCUCUAUUUCUUUUUGGACUACCUUUUUGAUGGUCGGAGUUUGGUCGGUUGGUUGGAAGAUACUCCCUAUAACGCUGCAGUCGUUUACAAUUUUCUUUUUUAUUUACUUCAAUAGUUAAAGUGUAUGGAUGGAUGGACGGAUGGAUGAAAGGGUGUGGAUGAAGGGGCUAGGGGUAGCAUUACACUACCACAGUAUAUUAGCGGAUGAAACAACCGAACGAACAACCCAGGGGAGAGAGAUGAGAGGAAGGACAGGAUAAACACAUCCACCCCAACGAAACCUGGACUCCGCAAGAAACCAGAGAAAGCAAAAAGAAACCCCCACUCGUUGAAAAGAAAGAAGCUGGACUUGAAAUCUACAUUAAUAUUGCUGGAUGCAAUUUUGGAAAUACCAUACGCAUAGGAAUCUGGAGGUGGAAAGAUUCGCUAGCUAGAUUGAUUGCGCAAUGAAAAUGAAAGAAUACCUACUAUUUAUCUAUCAUACCUUUAGAAUUUUCUUGUUGCUUGUCUCUCGAUGCGCGAUUUUCGUUGAUUUGAUCCUCGUUUCAUCAAAUCCCAUUCCAUUCCAUUUCAUACCCACA